AUGUCGAGAGAGUCGGCCAUAGUGCGAGCUCGAGGCGAUGGCUACCGCGCGCUGAAACAGCACGCUAGGACGUGCACAGGCAUGCUGAGCAAGAUCUCGACACGCGUUACCACUUGGCUUCUGAUCACGAUGCGAGAAGAAGAGUCGUUGCCUUUCUGGAAAGUGAACGUGCCUCAAGAGCGAUGGGCAGCCGAGUGUCCCGAGUUUCUGCGAAACAUCAGUGAAAAGGACCAGCGCAUCAUUGGAACGCCAGAUGAGGGAUACAGGCUGUUGACAUGGCCGGAGGUGCGGGACAUUGUCAGAAUCGACCGUGUUGACAAGUUCCAGCGCAAGCCAUCAGAGUUGCGCCGGUACAGGGCGUUCACGUAUCGCUUGAUCCAGGAGUAUGGCAGCAUCAUGUCCUUUAUCGUGAAUGAGCGACUGCAGUGGGAGAGCAUGCAGGCCAGGGGCAAGCCCUUUGAGUACGAUGAGGACAUGAAGAUCCUGUACAACGACUGGCCGUAUGGCAUUGACCCAGACAUUGUGCACCUGGUGGUGUGGACCAAGUUCGAGCUCGAAGACGACGAGGAGACCGGCCUCUGCACGGCAGAAUCGCGCAAAGAGAUUGAUGACUACGUUCAGCAAACGUUUGCGCCCAAAGUAAAGGAGCUCGUAUGGUUCAAGAACUGGAAGAGUCUGAAGAGCGUUCACGCCGUGGAGCACUUCCACGUCAUGCUGUACAAGCCGGACCGCGACUUUCUGCACGAAAUCACGAACGGCGACGUGCCCAUGACGGAAAAGUUUGAGUGA
Ascochyta rabiei is the source of this 789-nucleotide messenger RNA. RefSeq lists its product as uncharacterized. Bases 1 to 789 code for a protein of 262 amino acids. Gene Ontology annotation, biological process: N-acetylglucosamine metabolic process. Gene Ontology annotation, cellular component: cytoplasm. NCBI's taxonomy places the organism in Eukaryota, Fungi, Ascomycota, Dothideomycetes, Pleosporales, Didymellaceae. The transcript is spliced from 4 exons. The record is from RefSeq and is a predicted model, not a curated record.